Molecule: messenger RNA, 4962 nt
Organism: Onychostoma macrolepis
Lineage: Eukaryota; Metazoa; Chordata; Actinopteri; Cypriniformes; Cyprinidae
Gene: src
Product: v-src avian sarcoma (Schmidt-Ruppin A-2) viral oncogene homolog
Exons: 13
Coding region: 375-1994 (539 amino acids)
Biological process (GO): osteoclast development; innate immune response; negative regulation of extrinsic apoptotic signaling pathway
Cellular component (GO): extrinsic component of cytoplasmic side of plasma membrane
Molecular function (GO): ATP binding; growth factor receptor binding; non-membrane spanning protein tyrosine kinase activity
Source: RefSeq, a predicted model, not a curated record
UGACUCCCCCUUCAGCCGUGCGCGCUUUCUCAGGGACGACAUAAACUACUGCUGCGUAUCCAGGCAUCAUCAGAUCAUUCCCGAUCGCGUUUGAUCUUGACGCUGGAUAUAUUAAUUGUUACCGGCGUGACAUUGUUAUUAACGAUGACUCGUGCAGCUGUGCGCGUUCCCAGGCAACCCCCGUCAUGAACGCGCACUGAACGCGUUCACUCGCUCCGUUUCAUUUCUUCAAAUCAGAGCCGGUCAACGUUAUUGACUAUGGAAAGCUGAGCCUCGUUCAUUCAUACAUACAGCGACAACAGUAACUCAAAGGUCAUUCAGCGGAACCGGAUUUUAUUCACACCACAUUCGUGGUUCUCGACAAGGCCUAGGCCAUGGGCGGAGCCAAGAGUAAACCCAAAGAGCUCGGCCAGCGCUCCCGGAGUCUGGACGAUGGCACCGGAGGACACCAUCACAGUCCCAACCAGUCGUCCUUCACGCCCAACCGGAGUCCGCCGGUGGACGGCACCAGACGCGGCACCCAGCCCAACAUCAUCAACGCGGAGCAGGCACUGUUUGGAGGCGUGAACUCGAACAACAGCAUCACGUCUCCUCACAGGGUCGGCACGCUCUCUGGCGGCGUGACCACGUUUGUGGCUUUGUAUGACUACGAGUCACGAACCGCCUCUGAUUUGUCAUUCAGGAAAGGAGAACGACUCCAGAUUGUCAAUAACACGAGAAAGUUGAACCCCAGGGAAGGCGACUGGUGGUUGGCUCGCUCGCUGACGACAGGAGAGAGUGGAUACAUUCCCAGCAAUUACGUGGCACCGUCGGAUUCCAUCCAGGCUGAAGAAUGGUACUUUGGAAAGAUCACACGCAGGGACUCUGAGCGGCUCCUUUUGAGUCUGGAAAACAGGAGAGGAACUUUCCUGGUCAGAGAGAGUGAGACAACCAAAGGUGCCUACUGUCUUUCCGUUCUGGAUUACGACAACGUCAAAGGUCUAAAUGUCAAACAUUACAAGAUCAGGAAGCUGGACAGCGGGGGAUUUUACAUCACGUCGCGCACACAGUUCAGUACUUUACAGCAGCUGGUCAACCACUACCGCCAGCACGCAGACGGCCUGUGUCACUGUCUGACUGACGUGUGUCCCGUGCUGAAGCCUCAGACUCAGGGCCUGGCACGGGACGCCUGGGAGAUCCCACGCGACUCUCUGAGACUGGACGUCAAACUGGGCCAGGGCUGCUUCGGAGAGGUCUGGAUGGGCACUUGGAACGGCACGACACGCGUGGCCAUCAAGACCCUGAAGCCUGGCACUAUGUCUCCUGAGGCCUUCCUGCAGGAAGCACAGGUGAUGAAGAAACUCCGGCACGAGAAGCUGGUGCAGCUUUACGCUGUCGUCUCGGAGGAGCCCAUUUACAUCGUCACUGAGUACAUGGGACAAGGAAGUCUGCUGGAUUUCCUUAAGGGUGACAUGGGGAAAAUGCUGCGGUUGCCUCAGCUUGUGGAUAUGGCUUCUCAGAUCGCCUCUGGAAUGGCGUACGUGGAAAGAAUGAACUAUGUGCACAGGGACCUCAGGGCUGCCAACAUCCUGGUGAGUGAUAACCUGGUGUGUAAAGUGGCUGACUUCGGCCUCGCUCGACUCAUAGAGGACAACGAAUACACGGCCAGACAGGGAGCCAAGUUUCCCAUCAAGUGGACUGCGCCAGAGGCGGCGCUUUACGGCCGCUUCACCAUCAAAUCUGACGUGUGGUCGUUUGGGGUCUUACUGACGGAGCUGACGACCAAAGGCAGGGUGCCUUAUCCAGGUAUGGUGAACCGGGAGGUGCUGGACCAGGUGGAGCGUGGUUACAGGAUGCCCUGUCCCGCCGAGUGCCCCGAAUCCCUGCACGAGCUGAUGCUGACCUGCUGGCGCAAGGAGCCCGAAGAGCGGCCCACCUUUGAAUACCUCCAGGGCUUUCUGGAAGACUACUUCACCUCCACUGAACCACAGUACCAGCCAGGCGAGAACCUCUAGAGAUGCAGAUCCAGUCAAGAGUGAGAGCAGCGAAAAGGAUAUCAUUUCCCUGACCGGGAAAACGAACGCGGGAUGUUUGUGACAUAACCCAAACAAAACUGAUCCACAUGGGACAACAACAUUGCAUCCAGCUAAAUCAGCCCAUUUAAAGCAACUUAUUGGGUUUUCACAUGGUCUCAGUGUUACAGCAUUAUAAUCGCAUGUUUUUCCACUUUCAUCGCAGAUGAGCUGCAAACAGCAAGACAAGAUGCAUCUUUUCUGCAAAGAAAUUCAAUAACAAAUUGCUUCUUCAGCCGCCGUUUCUGCUGAUAAUUGUUGCAAGGCUUUAUUUCCGAAGCUCUGCGGAUUGAUCCCUAGCUGUUUUCUUGACCUCGAUGUACCACCACUUCUCUCCUAAACCCUUUUAGCGGAUGCUCCAGAUCUGUCAUUCAUCCUCCUCCCACAAUCCCUCACUUCUAUCCCCGAACAAACCCCUAAAGCGUCAGCUCCAUCAGCUCUGGUGUUCGUCGUGAACCCUGCGACCCGUUCACAAGCUCAGAUGGACAAGGUUAGAUGCGUCAGCGCAUGUUGGGAGACAUCUGUGACUGCAGCUCUCUCGUGACGAACGGACGUUCCCGUUAAUGUCUUCCAAUAGAUAUCCAGGGUCUGUAUCUGAACAUGGUAUUUUAUGCUUUUUAAUGGUAGAAAUGAGCUUUCGUCCCACUAUGUUUGUUGGUUUCUUUUGUAUCAACCUGGAUAAACUGGAAUAAGAACGUGAUUGGUUGAACACUGGUCACAUGAUUGGAAUUCGUUCUGAAUUCUGAAAUGAUGUAAAUGAAACAUUCUUCCUUUUGAUAUGGACUCAAAUAGAGAAUCGUUCAGAAUGUGGUUUCAUUUGAUACAGUUAUUCUACUCUUCUAGUAUUCAAAACAACUACUGAUAUAUAUAGCAUUGUUUUUGUUUAAAGCAGAAAUGACUGUAUAGUCCUACUUUGUGUGCCAAUACAAAGGAAAAAAAUGAAUUUUGUACUGUUUUAUUAUGUAUCAAAUGUAUUUUUAUUAAUGUUGUUUUUGUAACAAAGAGGAUGAGCAGGCUUUGUAACUAGAAUUUAAAGGAAUAGUUCACUGGAAAAAAAAAAAGAAAGUUGUCAUUUUCUAACCCUCGUGUCAUGUAAAACGCAAACGGAGAUGUUUAGAUGAAUGUUCAUGCUGCUCUUUUCCAUAAACAGUACUUUUACAUUUAUUGCAUGAGGAAAAACGUCCUCUAAAUGUUUCUUUUUGUAUCCCAUGGCAAAAAUAACAGCGUAAAAGUUUGGAAUGACAUAAGGGUGAGUAAAUUAUGACAAUUUAAAUUUUUACACUGCAAAAAAAAAUUUUUUUCCUUAGUAUUUUUGCCUUGUUUUCCCAUUACUAAUAUCUUAACAUUCAUACAUCAAGCGAAAUGAUAUAAGAUAGUUGUUUUCUGAAAUUAAGUGACUCUGUUUAAAACAAGAAAAAUAUCUGGCAACUUGUUUAGCCUUAUAAUUAAGUAUUUUUCUCACCCAGAUAUUUUUUCUCGUUUUAAGCCUAAACUCACUUAAUUUUGAUCUUUUUUUUUUUUUUCAGAAAACAAAACUUUUUAUCAUGAGUAUUUUGCUUCUCAAGUUGAUUUAAGGAUGUUGAAAUAUUUGUACUGGAAAACAAGACAAAAACACUGAGGAAGAAAAUCUACUUUUGUAGUGUCUGUGAACUAUUGCUUUUAUCACUCAUGAAUAUUGUUCAAGAGAUGUUUGAACUGACUCCUCAAAGCUCCUUAAAUGCUUGAAUUUGAAACGUUUUAUCUUUUGGGCUUUUUGAAACAAAUUCUGACACAUGCCAUCAAAGUCGCCAAUAUGUUAUAUGCAAAAUAGCCAUUGUUAUAUAUAAUUGUGGAUAAUGACCUCAAUCCCAUCACUACUGCUUUCCCAUAAGAUCCACAGAAAGCCAUGAACCUUGUCUGUGAGGUGUUAGUGAUGGUUUGAGAUACCCGAAUAAAUAAUAUAAUCACUGCUGAGACAAUGUAGAAUGAAAUAGAUUAGAGUUGUAGGGAUGUUUGUGCUGAUACGAUGAUGGUUGCAUUUAUGGUAAGGGUUUGGAAAUGUCCCGAUGAGUUGUUUAGAAUGGCAUGCAGCUGUAAUCGCAGUACUUUAGCUGGUAGAUGUGUGACGCCUGUCGAAAUAUUCUGUAAAUACUUUCGUAUGUAAAUAUUCUUUUCAUAUUUAUUCAUAUUGCCUCAGUUUUAUGUUCAGCAGAGCUUUGCUUGUUUCUCCCCGUAAGAUCAAUGUUAUAGGUAGAUGUUUGGUCCUGCGCGAAGCCGAUCGCAAAAAUAUCCUAGUUGCGUUCUGCAAAUCUGGUUUUCCUACAGCAACUGAAUGCAUAGAGAAGCAGCCAAUCACAAAACGGGAAGGAUUCACAGAUUCAAGUCACUUUCUUUAUUUUUAUUUACAGUAAGAAGCUCACCUUUAAGAGUCAUUUCUUGAGGUGUGACUUUGGCACUAAAGUUUUAUUAUUACUUUUUAACUGUUUUAACUUGCAAUACAUCUGCUGUUGAUUUUGACAGGUAGUUACUGCAAAGUAAACUGCACUGUAUGCAUCGCUCUGAUCGUAAUGUGACUUACGGAGGAUAUUUGACGAUGGAUGGACGAAUGGCGUGUUCUGCUGGUUCGUGCUGAAGAACUGGAAAAAUAAAAUUAUGACAAGUAAAACGAGUCAAAUCUACAAGUAACCACAAUAUUAGUGCAUCCCAAUCUAAUGUAUUCAAACUAUGCAGUUGUUUUCUUUGAGUUGCGUGUCUGUAUUUUAACUGCAGUUGCUUUCAGUCAGAUUCCAGGUACUUGCUCCCAGUGUACAGUUCUGCGAUGACUGGUUUCAAAAUAUGAAAUAACACUGAAAUGAGAUUUGUACUUUAAAAAUUUAUGACAUGGUGUUAUCUUUUUUUUUUUUUUUUAAGUGCAAUAAACUAUGUUUCUAAA